This is a messenger RNA of Monopterus albus (swamp eel), 4357 nucleotides long. It is a transcript of the gene adam19b, whose product is annotated as ADAM metallopeptidase domain 19b. The record is from RefSeq and is a predicted model, not a curated record. Bases 206 to 3067 code for a protein of 953 amino acids. The transcript is spliced from 23 exons. Gene Ontology annotation, biological process: membrane protein ectodomain proteolysis. Gene Ontology annotation, molecular function: metalloendopeptidase activity. Lineage: Eukaryota; Metazoa; Chordata; Actinopteri; Synbranchiformes; Synbranchidae.
GUGUGUGUGUGUGUGUGUGUAAUCAAGGGGAGGGAUUGAGAAUGCAAGAGAGAGGUGCUCCACAAGCAUCUCAUUCAGACCAGCAGCAGCGGCUUAUCGCGAUGUUACAACGGGCGCGUUUUCUCUGAUGCGAGACUCCCAUCCUCAUUUAAUGCACAUUUAUGUCUCAGUUUAGCAAAUUGAUUUGGAGCCUUUUGUUUUUAGAAUGCGUCCGGUUGCGCGCCCUCGUCCUCCCGACGCCGUGCGGUCCUCUCUGGGUCUCUGUCUCUUAGUUUUCCUCCACUUUGUCGAGGCUGCUCUAUGUGGAGACUGUGUUUAUAAUGGAUCAAAUAAGCAGGACUCACCGAAGAGCAUCCUGGAGCAGGUACAGAAGUAUGAGAUUACUUAUCCCAUAUGGCUGCAUCCUUACCGACACAGGAGGUCUGCCAACACACCACAUCCCGCAGAGGCAGAGGUUCUGAUCUCAGCUGAGGGCCAAGAGCUCAGAAUACUCUUGGAGAAAAACGAACAGCUGUUAGCCCCCGGGUAUCAGGAAAUAUGGUACACUCCUGAAGGAACCCGCAAGUCCUCCUCUCCUGCAAACACUGGAAACUGUUUCUACCAUGGGGCUGUUCUGGGCAUGGAAGGUUCCAGCGUUGCUGUUAGCACUUGCUCAGGGCUCAGGGGACUGAUUUCUCUGAACUCGAGCAUCAGCUAUGUGAUAGAGCCUGUUCCUGCUUCCACGGAUGCUCAGCAGCAUGCUGUGUUCAGAGCUGAGAGUCUCCACCUUCCCAGUGGUAGCUGCCUGCAUCACCGUGGCAACAAGGAGCACAAGGAGGGGCUUAAUGACUUCAUCCAUGGAUUUAUGUCAUCACGGAAUAUGAGAGAAAAAAGGGACCUGAGCCAGAAUAUGAAGUAUGUAGAGCUGCUGCUAGUGGCAGACAAGGCUGAGUUUGAAAAGCAUGGCCGUGAUCUCACGAAGACCAAACUGAAACUAUUGGAAGCUGCAAACUUGGUUGACAAGUACUACAAGGCGUUGAACAUCCGUGUGGCGUUGAUUGGAUUGGAGGUGUGGACCAGCCAGGACAUGAUCAAUGUGUCGGAUAACCCACACGGCACUCUGGCAGCGUUCCUGUCCUGGAGACGCAAACAGCUCCGUGAAUUCCCAAAUGACAAUGCUCAGCUCAUCACGGGGACGUCAUUCCAGGGCACCACCAUCGGCCUGGCACCUCUCAAAGCCAUGUGCUCCGACUACCAGUCUGGUGGAGUGAAUACGGACCACUCAGAGUCAGCUGUUGGUGUUGCAGCCACUAUGGCGCAUGAGAUGGGCCACAACUUUGGCAUGAACCAUGACAGCCCAGGCUGCUGUCAGGCAAGAGCAGAGGAUGGGGGUUGCAUCAUGGCCGCUGCUACUGGACACCCAUUUCCACGUGUAUUUAAUGAUUGUAACCAGAAGGAGCUGAAGAGUUACCUGAGCUCUGGAGGGGGGAAGUGUCUCUUCAACUUGCCCAACACCAGAGCCAUGUAUGGAGGGCAGCGCUGCGGCAAUGGUUACCUAGAGGAUGGAGAAGAAUGUGAUUGUGGAGAAGAAGAGGAGUGCACCAGCCCCUGCUGUAAUGCCAACAACUGCACUCUGAAAGCUGAAGCCGAGUGUGCCCAUGGUGUCUGCUGUGACAACUGCAAGUUGAAGAGCCCAGGGGUGCUGUGCCGCGCUCCCUCGGGGCCAUGUGACCUGCCAGAGUACUGUGAUGGGAAGGCAGAAUCUUGUCCUGCUAACUUCUAUUUGCUGGAUGGUGCGUCAUGUGCAGGCGGACAGGCCUACUGUUACACCGGCAUGUGUUUGACCCUGGAGCAGCAGUGUCUGUCACUGUGGGGACGAGAUAGUCAUCCAGCUCCGGACCUGUGUUUUAAGAAGGUAAACGAAGCUGGGGACAUGUAUGGGAACUGUGGCAAAGAUGAGUUUGGGAAAUACAGGAGCUGCAAGGACAGGGAUGCAAAAUGUGGGAAAAUCCAGUGUUUAACUUUAGCCGCCAAGUCCAUUGAAGACAACGCUGUUGCCAUAAAAACCACAAUCACUGUGGGCAACCAAAGGAUCCAGUGUGUGGGAACACAUGUGUGGCAGGAAGAGAAGGAGGCACAGGGAGACACGCUGGACCCAGGACUGGUCAUGGCGGGCACCAAGUGCGGUGAUGGUUCGAUUUGCUUUGAUGGAACAUGCCGCAAUGCAUCUUUUCUCAGAGCUGAUGAGUGCAAUGCCAAGUGCCAUGGACACGGGCUGUGUAACAACAAACACAACUGCCACUGUGACUCGGGCUGGGCUCCUCCUCUGUGUGACCAGAAGGGAUCAGGUGGAAGCGUAGACAGUGGAACUGUCAUCGGCCACACAGGCAGCCACCUUCCAGUCCUACUGGUCCUCAUCCUGCUGCUCUUUGUGGUUUUUGCUUUGGCUGCUGGACUAUGGUACUGCUACAGACAUAAGCUCCAACCAAUGAAAACUUCAGCUCCACCACCAGUGCCAAGCUGUUCUGUUGCAGACAGGGACAAGGCUGUUUGCACCAAUGGUCAUGUCAAUCCAACAUUCUUGCUACAGAAACAGAAGUCAGACCAGAUGGGGAAAUCCUCUCCUCAUCCGAGCCCGUCUUGCUCAGCUCAAUCAAGAAAUGCUAUUGUGCGUCCAGCAGUGAAGCCUCCUCCGUUACCUGCAUAUGCUGCAGGGCAGACGGAGCAGACACCUCAGCCUCACUUCCAGCCUGUGGCUCCUCCUCAGAGGCAGUACUCUCCCCAGCCAUACACUCCACCUUCCUUUAAAUCCGCACAGCUGACCGAGCAAAGGCGAAACCAGGCUCCUCCACCACGAUCAAAACCUCCACCUUUAUCUACCCUGAACACCAAAAGCCACCCAUCGCCUUCAACAGGACCUGAAGUUCGACCAGACCCCCCGAACAGGCCUCCACCACCUUGUCCUCUCAACAUGCCCUCAGUGCAACAACAUCAAGUGAAAGGCCUACAGGUUACCACAAAUGGCCUGCGGAGGGGAAAACCUGCUUUGGCUCCAUCUAGUGGACAGAAAAAUCAAAACAGAACCUAAACUAAGAUAUCAGGGAGAUGCUGAGGACCACCACUUAUUGCCAGUAACAGACAGCCUUUUCUCAGCUGUCUAUUUAGCAGCUGGCCAAGAAAAUGUGGAAGUGGGAUAAGAUGAAAACUUGACACACUUGGUCUGUGAACUGCAGUAUAUUUAUACUGAUUUGCAGUCAGGGAAACCCGUUUUACAGCAGGUUGUGGAACAUAUGACAACAAGUAUGUUUUAGGUCUAAGAUUUAGGCUUAACUAGUGUUUUUCAAAUGAGCCCUUUGCAUCUGCUGUGAAUUUAAGAACUUUUUUUGUGAUUAUUGAUCCUGAUGCUAAUAGAAAUGUGAAAUGAUUCCGUGUGUGUAAGCAGUGUUGAAACACUGUUCCUGGAGUAUUUAUUCACAAAGCAAAGAAAUGUUUACAGUAUAGCCUAUGUACUAAACAUGAUGCCUCUGAAAGAACAUCAGCUGUAAAAGGUUAUCUUAUAUUAAGAAAAGAUGCCAACAGAGAAGUGCUUUUUAAUGUGUGAAUAAUAAUGGACUUUUCACUAGACAAGACAAGACAAGUUAAAAAACAGCAUUGAUAUUGUUGUAGUGUUGCACUUUUAAUAUUCUUUUUAGUGUCAAGUACACAUCCCUGGAAGUGUGUGUUAAAAAAAUACACCGGUCAGCCACAACAUGAAAACCACUGACAGGUGAAGUGAAUAGCACUGAUUGUCUUGUUACAGUGGCACCUGUCAGGGGUGGGGAUUUAUUAGGCACCAAGUGAACAGUCAGUUUUUGAAGUUGAAGCCUAAAGCCGUUUUCAGAUAGGUGUGCUCACAGAGCGCUGCAGCCAAGUUGAACUUUUUUUAACUUCAGUGCGGCGUGCAGGGAUGAUACCCAUGCUCAGCACAGCGCAGCACAGAUACGUUCUUGUAUCACGCAUUGCACAGAUAUGAAUGGGUUGGAUAGCUGAGCGAAGCACCCGCCGCAUCCUAUCUGAAAGCCACUUAAGGAUCUCAGUGACUUUGACAAGGGCCAAACUGUAAUGGUUACACAACUUGGUCAGAGCAUCUCCAAAAUGACAAUCUGUAAAAAUGGAAACAUGGCUACUGUAAUAAGACAGUGAGAAAAAGCGUGGCAGGUGGUAGCGGACCUACUGAAUGCAUUAAGUUGCCUAAAAUACACAUUUUCUAACCACUGUUCUUAGCCGAAACCAUAUGUUACUCAGGAAAUAUACCAUGAAUAUUAAUAACAAUCACCAUUGGAUUAGCAUUUGUUGGAUAUGUGUAAAAUUAUGUGUGUUGAUAUAUCAACUGUCUUUA